AUGUCAGGAAUCUUGAGUCUCCCUAUCAUAGAUCUGUCCUCACCUGAUCAUCAUUCCGCGGCCAUUUCCAUCCGUCAGGCUUGCAUUGAGCAUGGUUUCUUCUACCUUGUGAACCACGGGGUGGAGAAAGACUUGGUGACAGCGUUUGAUGAGAGUAAGAGAUUCUUCUCACUUCCACUGGAAGAGAAAAUGAAGUUGGCACGCAAGGAAAGUAGAGGUUACACUCCUCUAGAUCCCACAUUGGGCUCCAAAGGUGAUUCAAAAGAGAGCUAUUAUAUUGGUUCUUUAGCAGAUUCAACAAGUGUUAAUCUGAAUCAAUGGCCUUCAGAAGAAUUACUUAGAAAUUGGAGACAUUCAAUGGAAUCCUUAUAUUGGAAACUCUUUGGAGUUGGGAAAAAGCUGUUCUCUCUAAUUGCCCUUUCCUUGAAUGUGGAUGAAGAUUUCUUUGAGAAGAUAGGUGCCAUAAACAAACCAUCAGCUUUUCUUCGGCUUUUGCGCUACCCAGGUGACAUGGGGCCCCAUGAAGAGAUAUGCUCUGCUCAUUCAGAUUUUGGUGCGCUCACCCUCCUAAUGACAGAUGGAGUUCCAGGACUACAGAUCUGCCGAGACAAGUCAAAGGAACCACGAGUCUGGUUGGAUGUGUCUCACAUGGAGGGGGGCUUUAUUGUAAACAUUGGGGACUUGAUGGAAAGGUGGACAAAUUGUUUAUACCGGUCAACACUGCACCGGGUCAAACGAACAGGAAAUGAACGCUACUCGAUGGCAUUAUUCCUAGACCCACAUCCUGAUUGUGUCGUGCAAUGCAUUGAAAGUUGCUACAGUGAAUCAUCUCCUCCAAGAUUCGCUCCAAUCCGCAGCGGAGACUACAUGGAUGAGCGUUCUAGGAUCUCACCAGUCUGAUAAGGAUUUAAAAUGCUCCUUAUAUUGAUAUAUUUAAAAGAGCUCAUGCUUGUAUAUGUGGCU
Messenger RNA from Abrus precatorius (Indian licorice), 963 nucleotides. Its product is annotated as 2-oxoglutarate-Fe(II) type oxidoreductase hxnY-like. The record is from RefSeq and is a predicted model, not a curated record. Bases 1 to 900 code for a protein of 299 amino acids. NCBI's taxonomy places the organism in Eukaryota, Viridiplantae, Streptophyta, Magnoliopsida, Fabales, Fabaceae. The transcript is spliced from 11 exons.